This is a messenger RNA of Oncorhynchus nerka (sockeye salmon), 2026 nucleotides long. It is a transcript of the gene anp32a, whose product is annotated as acidic (leucine-rich) nuclear phosphoprotein 32 family, member A. The transcript has 7 exons. Gene Ontology annotation, molecular function: histone binding. NCBI's taxonomy places the organism in Eukaryota, Metazoa, Chordata, Actinopteri, Salmoniformes, Salmonidae. The record is from RefSeq and is a predicted model, not a curated record. Bases 141 to 890 code for a protein of 249 amino acids. Gene Ontology annotation, biological process: regulation of apoptotic process. Gene Ontology annotation, cellular component: nucleus.
UCACAUUCCCGCCUACCGAGGAGAUCAAGUUUGAAUGAACAACAGCAGUCUGUUCAAGGAGUAGUAGUUGCAAUUUCAGUAAAAAAUACUUUUACGUCUGUAUACUUUGUUUAUAAAAUCGGUGGACUGGUUUUCUCAAGAUGGAUAUGAAGAAAAGAAUUCAUCUAGAAUUGCGGAAUCGCACGCCAUCUGAUGUGAAAGAACUGGUGCUUGAUAACUGUCGCUCAAACGAAGGCAAAAUUGAGGGCCUCACAGAUGAAUUUGAAGAGUUGGAAUUUCUAAGCACAAUCAACGUUGGGCUGACGUCGGUCUCCAACUUGCCGAAGCUGAACAAGCUGAAAAAACUUGAACUCAGCGACAACAGGAUCUCAGGUGGGCUGGACGUACUGGCGGAGAAAUGUCCAAACCUCACACACCUAAACCUCAGUGGCAACAAAAUGAAAGACCUCAGCACGAUAGAACCUCUGAAAAAAUUAGAGACCCUCAAAAGCUUAGACUUGUUCAACUGCGAGGUGACCAACCUCAACGACUACAGGGACAACGUGUUCAAGCUCCUCCCCCAGUUGACGUAUCUCGACGGCUAUGACAAAGACGACAAGGAGGCGCCCGAUUCGGACGCAGAGGCCUAUGUGGAGGGACUGGAUGAUGACGAUGACAGUGACGAGGUAGACGAGGAGGAGGAAGAGGAUGAGGAUGAAGAUGCCCCACCAAGAAAAGAGGAUGAUGACGAUGAGGAAGGUGAAGAAGAGGAAGAGGAGGACCUAAGUGGAGAGGAGGAAGAGGAGGAGUUGGACGGCAAGGAGAGUGAUGAGGAUAACGAAGAAGAGGAGCGAGGCCUGAAGAGGAAAAGGGAUCUAGACGAGGAAGCAGAGGAGGAGGAAGAUGACUGAGGAUGUGCUCAUCACCAAGCUAUGUUCUGAUCAGACUGUUUUAACCUUGUAUCCCCUCUGUAUUUGUCAGUUGUCAUAUAUUGCAGUAGGCAUGGGUAGUGUCAUGGGCCAGCUGGGUAAAGGGUUGGUGUAAGGAAACAAGUUGACAUUUGAUUAUUUUUUUCUUAUAUUUUUUUUUGUACCUUUUUUGAUUCCUUGUAUUCUACUCAUAUCUGUCCCCUGCAAACCACUGGAAGGACAGAAGAGAACACUUCCUAAAAGUCCCGAUAUUAUUGGCUCUAACCUUUGUAAAGGUUUUGUUUUCUCAGUGAUAUUGAUACCUUCCUGUGGAAACAGAUUUCUGAUGAUGAUUUAUGUAUUUAAAGAGACAAACUUACCAAAAAACCUUUUAGAAGUGCAUGUCUGAAAUAGAUUUUAAAGUCGACUACUGGAUUUGAAGUAUGACAGUUUCCUAUAGCCUUUUCUUAUUCGCUGUCUUUUUCUUUCAGUGGACAUGAAGCGUUUUGUGGUGUCAUCCGUGUGUCGUUGUAUGUGCUGUUUUCAUCAUGGAACGGGUGUUGAAACGUUCAUAGAAUGGACUGUAUACAGGGCAUCUUUUUAAGCAGAGUAAAGAAUGUCUGCCUUUGUCACAAUGCUUCUCCUUAACCCCUAGCUUUGAUAGUUCGGAAAUGACCUGUUAUUUGUAAAUACUGACCAAAUCUAUUUUUUUUCUAUUACUCUUUGAUAAUGGCAGACAUUUACACUUAAUUAAUUGUAACGAUGAACUGUAGUAAGAUAUUGAAUAUCUGUGCAGCCGUACCCUAAAAUAGGCUAAUUGAAUCUGGUACACGAUUUCCAUUUUCACCCAAUUCUAUUCACAGAAAUACUCACUGAAUCCAAAUUUGUUAUUGCUGUCCAACUCUUGGAGUCCAUAUUCGUUCCCCACCUAUAUAAUACACCGCUGGGCAAUGUGCAAAGAAAACACCUUUUGCAUUUUCUUUUGUUAAAGCAUAGGGCAGUUCGUGGUCAGAUAGACCUACCUCAGUCAUGUUCCCCUUACAUGUUUAACCCACUGUCAUCAAAGCUAAUUCCUCACCAUGAGACAAACUUUUGAUUUCCUCCCUUUUCACUUCAAUAAAUAUUUUUUUUUUAUACAA